This is a messenger RNA of Archocentrus centrarchus (flier cichlid), 2328 nucleotides long. It is a transcript of the gene ccne1, whose product is annotated as cyclin E1. The record is from RefSeq and is a predicted model, not a curated record. NCBI's taxonomy places the organism in Eukaryota, Metazoa, Chordata, Actinopteri, Cichliformes, Cichlidae.
AAGCUCACCUUUUCUUCACUCCCAGGACCAUCUCAGCAUAUUUCCACGGAUAUAUCUGCCGCGUGGCCUCCACAGGUGAGCAGCUGAGCUGAGAGGAGCUGAGGCGCGGGAGUAAAGACGCGCAGAGGGUGGAGAUUUAGCGCCAAGUGAAACCUACGCCUCCUGACGUGGAGUUCAUCUGUUCUCUGCAAGGCGCCAGCUCGGAGGUGUUAGCCCGGCCUAAACGCAGAAACCCGGGACAGCGAGGCAGAGAGAGCACCUGAAGAGGACAGGAGCAGCAAGGACACCUGGAAGCUGCUGAGGAGCACCUGGAGCGGCAGGUCUGCAGCUUUAAAGCUUUGUUUGGACCGGAGGAGAGUGAACUUCAAGCGAGGACCUUGAGGUUUGCUCGCACAGACACUUCAGCCCUCGGAGUAUAAUGAGGGGAAAAAGGGAAGAGACAGAAGCGAAGUCUGCUACUCCUGAGGCCCCCAAACACACCACAGUCCGACCGAGGAAGAGGAAGGCAGAUGUCGCUAUUUUUUUACAGGACCUGGAUGAGGAGGUAGCAGAGAUGACAAAGAAGAAGCAGUGUGAGUGUGAGCUGGGCUGGAGUCCCGAUGCUGAACCCGUGAGUCCGCACAGGUGGACCCCCACACCUGAGCGGGAGGAGUGCCCCCCCGUCUCCCUGAUCAGCGCCGGCCUCCCGCACUACAGCGUCAACAGCACAUGCGUGACGCCGGUGCACUGCGCACCGCUGCCCACGCUCUGCUGGGCCAGUAAGGAUGUGGUGUGGAACAACAUGCUGGAGAAGGAUAAGACCUACACCAGAGACAUCCGCAUGAUGGAGAAACAUCCACAUCUGGAGCCCAAGAUGAGGGCCAUCCUCCUAGACUGGCUCAUGGAGGUGAGCGAGGUCUACAAGCUGCACAGGGAGACGUACCACCUCGCCCAGGACUACUUUGAUCGCUUCAUGGCCACCCAGAAGAACGUCCUCAAAUCCAUGCUGCAGCUCAUCGGCAUCACCUGCCUGUUCAUCGCUGCUAAAGUUGAGGAGAUGUAUCCUCCUAAAGUCCACCAGUUUGCCUACGUCACAGAUGAAGCCUGCACAGAAGACCAGAUUCUCACCAUGGAAAUCAUCAUCAUGAAGGAGCUGAAGUGGAGUCUCAGCCCGCAGACUCCCGUCUCCUGGCUCAAUGUGUACAUGCAGGUGGCCUACCUGGAAGAUACGGCCCAGCUGCUCAUCCCCAGAUACCCUCAGCCCACCUUCACACAAAUCGCAGAGUUGUUGGACCUGUGCAUGCUGGACGUGCGCUGCCUCGAGUUCUCGAACGGCGUUCUUGCAGCUGCGGCGCUCUUUCACUUCUCCUCCCUGGAGCUGGUGGAAAAUGUGUCGGCUCUGAAGAGGGCGGAGUUGGAGGAGUGCGUGAGGUGGAUGGUGCCGUUCGCGAUGGCGCUGCGAGAGGUCGGCAGCUCGCCGAUGAAAACGUUCCUGGGAAUCCCUGCAGACGACAUGCACAACAUCCAGACCCACGCCCCCUACAUGACGUGGCUGGAAAAGGCCUACUCCUACCAGGAAGUGGAGCUGCAGCGUCAUGGCGGCUGCCCCGUCCCCUCGGGGGUUCUGACUCCGCCCCUGAGCAGCGAGAAGACCGAAGAGCUGGCGGGGGAGGCAGCGGUGGUUAAAAUCAGAGCCAGCAUGGGUUCUCCAUCCCCGCAGCAGCAGAGCGCUGAAAUGAUGGGAUGAAAGCUCGGCGAGUUCGAUUUUUCUGUUUCAGCUGCAAGAAACGAGCUGACACUGAUUCUGAGGGAGGGAAACAUUUUUGGGAAACAGUAUUUUCUGCUUUCAGGGAGCUUCUCAGUGCUGACUGCAGUGAAACCCAGGGAGGAGACACUUCACUGCCACAGGAGCCCAUUUAAGCUCCAGUUUGAUGAGCAGGAGACUUUUUAAUGCUUUUUAAUAGCUGUGCACCUGAAAGCUCGCAUUAAUUCCAGCCACGCCUUUUAGUGGUUUUUAUUCUCUAUGCAGAGGCCAAACUGAGAGGAUGUUUAAAGUCUCUACCUGAGAGUGUGGUUAACUCUAUUAGUGGCCUCGUGUGCCCAAAAACUAUUCUUAGGGUCGUGUUUGGCUCUAUGUGCUGCUAUAAAGGUGUGUGUGCGUGCGUGUGUGUGUGCAUGCGUGUGUGUGCGUGUGUGUGCGCGCGUGUGUGUGUGUGUGUGUGUGUGUGUGUGUGUGUGUGUUUUAAUGGGCUGAGUGUGGCCGUGUUCUGCUUGGGGACCAGUAGCUUGGCUACCUUGAUGGACAGGUGAACCAACUGGGCUUCAGAAGCUAAAUGUUGAUUGUAUUUA